Sinocyclocheilus anshuiensis is the source of this 2569-nucleotide messenger RNA. RefSeq names its product myc box-dependent-interacting protein 1-like. The record is from RefSeq and is a predicted model, not a curated record. The transcript has 20 exons. Lineage: Eukaryota; Metazoa; Chordata; Actinopteri; Cypriniformes; Cyprinidae. The coding region runs from base 167 to 1885 and encodes 572 amino acids. Gene Ontology annotation, molecular function: phospholipid binding; tau protein binding. Gene Ontology annotation, cellular component: plasma membrane; cytoplasm; synaptic vesicle.
CGUGUGCGCUUGUGCAGGUUUAUUCUAUUCCAGGGACGAGUGUUAUUAUAAGGCCUAGAAUUUAAUGCACCUGCAUUGAGCGAAAUACUACUUAUUGUACUGAAUUAUAUAUUGUAACACAUGCUCAUUUGACGUGUUACUGGCAAAUAACACAAUCCGGAUAAAAAUGGCUGAAUUACCGAUGGGGAAAGGGGUCUCCGCAGGAAAGAUAGCAAGCAAUGUACAGAAAAAAAUUACCAGGGCUCAGGAAAAGGUUCUUCAAAAGCUUGGCAAGGCAGACGAGACUAAAGAUCUGGCAUUUGAAGAGGGUGUGAUCAACUUCAACAAACAGCUGGUUGAGGGUACCAAACUGCAGAAAGACCUUCGGGCCUAUUUGGCUGCUGUGAAAGCCAUGCAUGAGUCUUCUAAACAUCUGUACGAGUGCCUGGAUGACAUGUAUGAGUCAGACUGGUAUGGCAGAAAGGAUGUGGACUCUCUCUUUGAGGAUUCAGACAUCCUUUGGACAGACUUCCAUCAGAAACUUGUGGAUCAUGCGCUUAUAUCCAUGGACACUUACCUGGGCCAGUUUCCUGACAUCAAAGUCCGUAUUGCAAAGCGUGACAGGAAGCUGGUGGACUAUGACAGUGCACGACACAACUAUGCUGCGGUAAACAAAGGCAAGAAAAAGGAGGGGAUCAAGAUCACCAAGCCAGCUUCCCUGCUGGAGAGGGCCACCCCAGGCUGGGCACAGGGGAUCCUGUCUGCCCAUAACGUGGCUCAAACCAACCUCACCAGGAGUCAGGCAGAGGAAGAGUUGGAGAGGGCGCAGAAAGUGUUUGAGGAGAUUAAUAUAGAUUUGCAAGAGGAACUGCCAUCUCUGUGGAACAGUCGUGUUGGCUUUUAUGUGAAUACAUUCCAGAGUAUGGCUGGUCUGGAGGAGAAGUUUCACAGAGAAAUGGGAAAAAUUAAUCAGAAUCUGAAUGAUACGCUGGAGAAAUUAGAAAAUCAAGAUGUGUCCAGAAAAACAGGUAGCCAAGGGGUGAGGACAUCAACAGCCCAGAAGAGUGACAGAACACAAGAUGCCAAUCACACGUUGAGCCCAGGAGGACCGCCAGCCAUUCCCAAAUCUCCAUCCAAGUUAAAGCCUGCGGUUCCUCCACCUCCUAAAGUUACUCCAUCAAAGGAUAUGAAGCAGGAGAACAUUAUCAAUCUGUUUGGUGAGGCUGCCACUCCAAACAUCAGUGUCACUUCGCCAACACAGUAUGAUGCUCCAGCCACUGCUAAUCUGCUGGAUAUGGAUCUGGACUCACUUCAGGCUGCCACCACACCAGCUGCACAGACUUGGGAUUCAUGGGAGCAAUCACAGAAUGAAGCUGAGGUGCCUCAGACAUGGGACGAUGAUGAUACCCAGCCUGUGCACUCUGGCUGGGGUGAUGAUGGUACCCAGGCUACCUGGGAUGAUGACGGUAGCCAACCUGUGCGUGCUCCGGCCGCAUUCCCCAGCUGGGAUGAUGAUGGCUCUCAGCCUGUGCAGGGGAAUGUCAAUGAUUCUACCCAACAGGCCCAGGGGUGUGACGAUGAUGGGGCUCAGGCCACAGAAAAGGCAGCUGUUACAGAAGAGGCGGUAGCUGAAACUGAAACUGCACAGGAAUGCACUGAGAGCACAGAGAGUGUAGAGAUGCCAGAAUCCUUCCUAUUUAAAGUGAAAACAGUGCAUGACUACAAUGCUACUGACUCCGAUGAGUUAGAGUUGAAGGCAGGAGAUGUGGUGCUGGUAGUGAGCUAUGGAAACCCAGAAGAGCAGGAUGAAGGGUGGCUGAUGGGAGUCAGAGAGUCCGACUGGAGUCAGAAUAAAGAUCUUGGGAAAAAAGGAGUCUUUCCUGAAAACUUCACCCAGAGGAUGUGAGAGCCUGUGAUCCGCUUGAUCUGUUGUUAACCCUUCUAUAUAACUCCUUAUUGCUUCCCUUAAUAAAGCAGACAAGAAACACUGUACUAGACCAACACAUGCACAGCCACAGGCAAUCUGCUGGUUAUGUUUGUGAAAGUUGUUGACAGGUCAGUAUUUGCAUUGUUUUGGGUGUCAUCACUGUGACUCAUAUUUGUCAUGGUGCAAGUAUAAGAAGAUUGGAUCAACCUUUGACAAAAUAAAUGAUAUUCUGUUAACUAUUAACAUACCCAGAGUAAGUCCUUGCUGUAAAUGUUUUUAGACUAGCUACUCUUAACCAAGUCCCAUUUUGUGUGGAAAUGUUUUAAAGUCAUAUCCCAAAUGAGCUCACGAGUCUCUAUAGUCUAAUAGUGAGCACUACUUGAGCUGCAUGAUCUAUAUAGUUAUGUCACAGUCGGAAGCAAACAGUAUUUAUUUUUAAAAAAGUGAAUAAUAUUCCUCUCUCAAUGCUGGAAUACACUACACGACUUUUAAAAUCUGAACAGAUUUUAAAACACUAGGCAUUAUACACUUGCAGACUUUGUGAAUGGUUACAGAGGAAAAACUGGGCAUCAAACACUGAAUGACUGAGAAUCACACACUGUCAGACUUUCAAUUUGUUCCAAAGGCAACAAACUCAUUGUUUCUAGAAGAUGCAUGACAAAU